AUGACCCAACGCGUCGACGCUGCCAUGAUGGAAGUGAUGGAGAAGCUGCAGCUUAUCAUUCAGCAUCUGCAAAAGUACGAGCUGAACGGAUCUUGCAAUAAGAUUGCUAAGUGCACAAACGAUAUUGUGGCUGCAUUUAUGGAGGCUGCAGUUAGCCUUCCACAAGACCAGAUGGAGAUUAGAACCAAUCUCAGAGCGGAGAGAGGAGGCGACAGAAAGCAGAAGGAUACAGCGGAAAAAGUUACGCCCAAAGGAAACGAGGUCAUGGCUGGCGUUUUUGCUAAUCCAAAUCAGCUCUCCGUUCGCCAGGCUAAUACGUGGGCCAGGGUGAUAGGGGAUGGAGUGGAGAUUCACCCCGACACCCCAGUCCCGGCCAUGGCCCUACGGGCCAAAGUCGCCUAUUCAGUGGACCAAGUCAUUCCGCCCUGUGGUGGUCCAGCUCGAUUCGAGGUCAAGCCCGUAGAGCCCAAGGCUAGCACAUUGAAAGUGAUUGGAGCCUUUCCACGAGGAAUAUUGAGCUUCCUCACAUCCAAGAUCCGCGAAGGUCCACUGUACAAGGUCGACAUAAACGCUGUCGAGGGAUAUGCUGAGAUCACGUUCCAGCAGUCUGAGCAAGCAGCUAACUUCAUCGAGGGAGACCGAGUUAUGCACUCUAAGCAUGGAUAUGGUCGUUUUGGGCCAGCAUAUUCGAUCGUUGGCGUUACGGAAUUUGAGUGGGAUGCUGAUAUCCGUAGGAUGGCUCAGCAGCCACGGGAGCGUCGUCGGUUGACCUUCGCCAGAGCCAGGCUAAUUGGAAAUAACAUGAACUUUACGCAAUUUCAGGCGUAUGUUGCUGCUGUGGCUGGUGGAGCUGAUGCCAUUGAUAUUGCAUGGGCUUAUAACACCGGUAAUGUGACUAUGGCCUUCAAGAGCGUGAGAGCCGCUAGAUUGGUGAGACAGCACUUUGUAGAACAGUCGAUCAAGGAGGGCCCCUUCAAGAACGUCCAAGUCACAUUUUCAACAGACCCGUGCGAGAAACCGUUAUUCCUAGGCACACAGAUGUCAGCAGCUACCAACAAUACGGCCUUCAACAACCAUUGGGUCGACAGCCAGAAGAUAGAGAAUGUGCAGGCGAAUAUCAAGAAGAUUAUCAACCAGCCCGAAACUAAGCCAAAGGUGAACUCUCAACCAUUGAAAGCUCAACGAGUUAACAAGCAGCAGCCGAGUACCCAGCAGUCAAAGGUUACGAAGGGAGGUAACCAGAAGGCCAACGACGAGAAGGCGGAUCCCCCAAAGUACAAGACUAUUCGGAGAGGUGGUGUCCGCCGGACCAGACGAGUGUAUGAUUGA
Arthroderma uncinatum is the source of this 1329-nucleotide messenger RNA. RefSeq lists its product as uncharacterized. NCBI's taxonomy places the organism in Eukaryota, Fungi, Ascomycota, Eurotiomycetes, Onygenales, Arthrodermataceae. Bases 1 to 1329 code for a protein of 442 amino acids. The record is from RefSeq and is a predicted model, not a curated record. The transcript is spliced from 4 exons.